CUAGUUGAAAUACAGUCGCGUUCAGAACCUAGAGAGCCGCAGACAUGCGGGGCAGCACCGCCGGCCUAGCGGACACUCUCGCCAGUGGCUCCCGCACACAUGCCGUGCUCCUAGAGCUCUCCGACGCGCUCUUCGCGAGCAUCGUCGUCGCCCCCGCCGUGGUCGCCUACUGGAAGGCGACAUGGACGCUCAUGGACUUGUACGUUUUACCGGAAAACAGUGUCGGCUCCGCGGCGGUGUGCACCGCCUUCGGAUUUUGCUGUGACUUGUUGUUCUGUUUGACACAGAACCAGUUGAGCAAGUACUUGUGCCCGGACCGGGGCAGGUUGACGUAUUAUGUGUUGUCGAGACUGUAUACUUGCCUGGCCGGGGUGGCGUGUGUCGGGGCGUGGCGGGGGGCGUGGAACCUGCUGAACGAGUGCACGGGCGACAGCGCCAAGACGCUGCUGUCGACGACGGCGGCGGCGACGCUGUCGCUGGCGGCGCUGCGCUCGCUGCGCAACAUCUGCGCGGCGCCCUUCGCGGUGGCCGUCGAUACGCCACAGGAUUACUUUGACGUCCCCACCAUGUUUAGAACGAGUACACGAGAAACGGCGUUGUACGUGCUGGACUGCGUGUUCUCCGUCGCGGUAGUGGGGUCCCUGGUGGUGUUCGUGUGGCGCGGCUCCUGGGCGCUGCUGGACAUGUUCCUGUUCCCCGACGACCAGCUGUGCUCCUGCUGGACCUCGCUGUUGGCAGGCUACGCGCUCGUGGUGGCGACGUUCGCACUGCAGGCGCCGGUGCGCUGGGCCGCCUCGCGCCUGCGCGGCGCGGCGCGGCUGUUGCUGGCUGACGUGUACCACCUCGUCUCCUUCCUGGCCACCGUCAACGUGUGGCGUGGCGUGUGGGGACUGCUGGAUAUAUACCUGUUCCCUGAUUCUCCAAAAAUCAGCAACUGGUGCACACACAUAGUGAGCCUCACGCUUCUCAUACUCCUGAACUGCUCCAACUCCAUAAUAGUGCGGGGCGUGUACAUCGACGGCGAGGAGCCCGCCGGCGAGUGCGUGGUCUUCCCCUGCCACUAUCUAAGGCUCUUCUUCCACAAGGAGAGGACCAAAAAGAGACACAGGCAAGCGCUCGCUGCGGCCGCCCUUGCGGCCAACAGGAAGAUAGAAGAAGCCAGCGUACCCUUACAAAUGCCAGAAGAAAAAGUAUAGAAAAGGCAGCCAUCGUUACACCCAAUCUUUUUUAAGAUAUCGGUAAUUGACGAAAGGUCGAGCUUAUUAAUGUUAAGUAAUUGUUGUUUAGUUAUUACGAAUUUGUAGCAGUCAGUUACCCAGUGAAACAAAGGAAUAAGUACCAAUUGUUUAUAUUUAUUUUGUUCUUUACAAUGUUGUCCUACCAAAAUAUCCCAUAAAUAUUGUAUGUAAUUCGAUUUCGUUGUGUUUGCGUCUAAGAAGAAGGUACUCAAUUAACAUUAGGUACGAGGUUUUAAUAGAAAUACAGUCAGUCUCUUCAGAACCAAUUUAUAAAAAUAUUUUUUUAUUGAAUAUUGAACCUAGGCAUGGUGAUUACAGAUCUAAUAACUAGAUAGGUUACUUUAUUUUUAAUUUACCAGUUAUAGUUUGUAUUGACUAAAUUGGUUGUAUGUUGCCCGGGUUUGAACAAAACAUUGUGGUUUGUGAGAUUUUAUGCUUAUAAGUAGGUUUUUGUAAAUAUUAUCUAUGAAAUGUAAUUGUAAGGUACAAAUUGUUCUUGUUUCUCAAGAGAGCUCGGUACUAUGUACUAUUUGAGUAUAAGAAGUAUGUACAUGAGAAAUUAAAAUUCUUUAAAAUAAUCUAACUGGCAAAACAGUAUUUUAUAGAGUAUUAUGGUAUUAUCAAUGACAAGUUUUAUCAGGGUAGAUACCAACAAUCUAAAAGACUUCAAACAUUAUUCCGAUAGACUUAUAUUGACCGGGAUAUAGACCGUGAUUACCUUUCUGAUUUUUUUGUAAAUAUAAGUCUAAUAAAAAUAACCGUGAAUCAUUCAAAACUCUUAUUAUUCCGAUACUUUAAUACCAUUCUAUAAACGCAAAUUAUAUCCACCAUUUUAUAUAUCGUUAUUUUCUGGAAAAAGUGAACUUAUUUUAGUAAUAGUUAUUUGUUAUACAAGGGGGCAAAGUUGUAUUUUAACGCCGAGUGUGGAAUUGAAAAACGAGCAAGUGAAAGGAUUCUAUAGUUGAACCACGAGCGAAGCGAGUGGUUCGAGAAU
Molecule: messenger RNA, 2232 nt
Organism: Leguminivora glycinivorella
Lineage: Eukaryota; Metazoa; Arthropoda; Insecta; Lepidoptera; Tortricidae
Gene: fusl
Exons: 4
Coding region: 45-1196 (383 amino acids)
Biological process (GO): neuromuscular synaptic transmission; clustering of voltage-gated calcium channels; neuron-neuron synaptic transmission
Cellular component (GO): presynaptic membrane
Source: RefSeq, a predicted model, not a curated record